Rhipicephalus sanguineus (brown dog tick) is the source of this 1495-nucleotide messenger RNA. Its product is annotated as chitinase-3-like protein 1. The transcript has 3 exons. Gene Ontology annotation, molecular function: chitinase activity; chitin binding. Lineage: Eukaryota; Metazoa; Arthropoda; Arachnida; Ixodida; Ixodidae. Gene Ontology annotation, cellular component: extracellular region. Gene Ontology annotation, biological process: carbohydrate metabolic process; chitin catabolic process. The coding region runs from base 25 to 1023 and encodes 332 amino acids. The record is from RefSeq and is a predicted model, not a curated record.
UUUCCUUUGGGCAAGAUUCCCGGCAUGCUGUGCAGCCACGUCCUCUAUUGGUCCGUGUCCGUCAACGACGCCGUGGAACUGGGGUCUCGCGCCGAAGACUUCGACUACACCUGCAGGGGUCUAGACAGCGUCGCCGACCUCAAACGGCGCUUUAUUGCCAUGAAGGUGCACCUGGUGCUCAGUACUAUGGGCCCCAAAGAAAGCGCACGGCUCUCGGAGAUCGCCAGUAACGUCAAACGGCGGAGCAAGUUGCUCUCCCAGCUGAGGGCGUGGGCACUACGCUACGACUUCGACGGCGUCUUCGUCGCCUGGGGCGCGCCACGCGAAGCCAAUCGAACGGCGGCGCUCUUCCGCGCGCUAGUCGAGGACCUGAGGCCGCGACUGCACAUCGGCGCCAUUUUGCCCGCGUCGCGGGAGGCACUCAGUAACUACGACCUCGAAGAAGUAUUUGCCACCGUGGACUGGGUCGUGGCCACGACGCACGGCUUCUAUCCGGGAAAAUACUGGAAUUGGACAUCUUGUUCUAGCCCAUACAAGGACGGAAAACACGAAUCCAUCCAGCAGCUUCUGCGCUACUACUGGAACAGACUGAACGACCAGAUAGACCCGAGCAAGUUCUGCUUCACCAUCUCUCCGGCGGCCGUCGGCUACAAGGUGCCGCAGGAGGGGCUCUCGCUCGGCAUGUCGGCCAAGGGACCGGGCAACAUCCACGGCGAGUCGCGCGACCGCGGCAUGCUGCGCUACGGCCAGGUGUGCCGCGACGAAGCACAGGCGGCCAAAGACCUCUCGGGACUGUGCCUGUACGCGCGCUACGGUGGGACGUGGGUGGCGUUCGAGAACGCAAAGUCCAUCAGCGCCAAGGUGAAGAGCAUCAUGCGCUGGCUAUCCGAGGUCAGGCACGUGGCCAACAAGAGCGCCGCUUACUGCAUGGCCGUGUGGGACCUGGACCUCGACGACCAUCUGUCCCAGUGCGGGGGCCAACCGUUCCCGAUAGUUGAAGCCGCAAUACGAGAACUACCGUGAUGUGUAGCUUUGUGCGAUCGAUGAUGAUACCGGCAUCCUGCUGCCGCGAUAAACUACGAGACUUCGCAGCUUCCUCUAUUCUGUCGAAUUAUUAUUGUGGUGGUAGCAUGUUUGACGUCAUCCUUAUUUAAGGCUCACUCUAGGGAACGGGUUGCUACGUUUUUCUUAUGCAGCACGAAAAUAGAGCCCGUUAUAUGCGCAAUCUAGACUGUCCUUAACCUUGCUAUACGAUAUCUCGUGCUUAAACCAGCCAGAAGGAGGCUCGUGUGCCCGUAGUAUAUUCUUGUUCGUUGUCUUAAGCAUUUUAUGAAACUUGUGUAGACACACCAGGUGUGACGUCAGGGCGCGCAACUAUGGUGUGUGGGAUGCUGACCGCUUAUUUGUACGACUGAAUGUUUCGAGCGUAAUGAAUGCAUAUAGUCAGUACAAAUAUUUUGAUAAAGCGUGCCUCUAAGUCGUUUCUCGUGCUUUC